Hypanus sabinus (Atlantic stingray) is the source of this 6265-nucleotide messenger RNA. It is a transcript of the gene fkbp9, whose product is annotated as FKBP prolyl isomerase 9. Gene Ontology annotation, molecular function: calcium ion binding; peptidyl-prolyl cis-trans isomerase activity. The transcript has 10 exons. Bases 12 to 1766 code for a protein of 584 amino acids. Lineage: Eukaryota; Metazoa; Chordata; Chondrichthyes; Myliobatiformes; Dasyatidae. The record is from RefSeq and is a predicted model, not a curated record.
CUCCGCCCCGGAUGGCUCCCUUCUCCAGCCCACGUCGUCAGUCUCGGUCGUGUCGGGCCGGGUUGAUGAUGGGUGGUGGGAUGCGGUUGACACUGGUGGUGGCGUUGCUGCUCGGGGUAGCGGGAAAGGCGCCCCCGGUGCCGGUGGAUGAUGUAGUGGUGGAGAAGCGGUUCGAGCCACGGGAGUGCCUACGGGCGGUGCAGCCAGGGGAUUUCAUCCGCUACCACUACCUGGGCACCCUGGCCGGGGGAAAGGGUUUCGACUCCAGCUACGAUCGAGGUUCCACUCAUAAUGUGUUUGUGGGCAAAGGCCGACUGAUUGCCGGCAUGGACAAAGCUCUGAUAGGGAUGUGUGUAAAUGAAAGGCGCUUCAUCAAAGUGCCACCUGACCUGGCCUAUGGCAGUGAAGGACUGCCUGAUAUGAUCCCACCUGAUGCCACCUUGUUCUUUGAUGUGUUGAUGCUUGAUAUCUGGAAUCCUGAAGAUAAAGUGAAGAUUGACGUUCAUUAUAAACCUGAGAACUGUAACCGCAUUGUGCAGGUGUCCGACUUUGUGCGUUACCACUACAAUGGAACCCUCCUCGAUGGCACCCUCUUUGACUCCAGCCACACUCGCCAGCGGACCUUUGAUACUUAUAUUGGAAUUGGCUGGCUGAUACCAGGCAUGGAUGAAGGGUUGUUGGGCAUGUGCAUUGGGGAAAGAAGGACGAUCACCGUUCCCCCUUUCCUGGGCUAUGGAGAUCGAGGAGAUGGAAGAGAUAUUCCUGCACAAGCUACUCUAGUCUUUCAUGUGUCUCUGAUUGACUUCCAUAAUCCUAAAGAUAGUGUGACCAUUGAGCAGGAAUUUGUGCCCGAUCCCUGUCCCAGGAAGACUAAGGCAGGAGAUUUUGUGAGAUAUCAUUACAACGGCACAUUUAUGGAUGGCACUUUGUUUGAUUCCAGCUAUUCUCGUAAUCAUACUUAUGACACCUACAUUGGGAUGGGCCAGGUGAUUGCUGGGAUGGAAGAAGGAUUGUUGGGUGUGUGUGUUGGAGAGCGGAGGACCAUUAUAAUCCCUCCACAUCUGGGAUACGGUGAAGAAGGUGUAAGCGAUAGCAUCCCUGGCUCUGCUGUCCUUGUUUUUCACAUCCAUUUGGUUGAUGUCCACAAUCCAUCUGAUAAAAUUGAGAUCAAAACUAACCACAAGCCAAGAAACUGCACUGCCCGAACCAAGAAAGGGGACUACAUCAAGUAUCACUUCAACGCAACUCUAAUGGAUGGGACGCAAAUAGAAUCGACUCACAUCUAUGGAAAAACGUACAACGUUGUUCUGGGAUCUGGUCAAGUGGUCAUUGGGAUGGACAUGGGUCUCACAGGAAUGUGUGUUGAAGAGAGACGGACUAUCAUAGUCCCACCUCACCUGGGCUAUGGAGAGAAAGGGCUUGCAGGAGAGGUUCCUGGCAGUGCAGUACUUGUCUUCAAUGUGGAGCUUGUAGAAUUGGUCACUGGUCUCCCAGAGGGGUACUUGUUUGUUUGGAAUGAAGAGGUGUCACCGGACGUCUUCCAGGAAAUAGACAAAGAUGGAAACAACGAAAUCAGUUCAGAGGAGUUUUCGAAGUAUAUCCAGGCCCAAGUGGACAAUGGUCGUGGGAAACUAGCCCCCGGCUUUUCUCCAGAUAAGAUAAUUGAGAACAUGUUCUCCAACCAAGACCGGAACGGGGAUGGCAAGAUAACAAUUGACGAAUUCAAGUUGAAGGAUCAGGAGAGAUCCAAACAUGAUGAGCUGUAAAGCCAAGGUUGCAUAACAGUGCUGCUGUUGAGUGGAGAGUAAAGGGUUAACUGAUGGGUUCCUGUCCAUAUUUCUCAACUACAGCAUUAUGGAUAACAGUUAUCUUUAAACAUCAAUUCCCAAUUGUUCAUCCAUGACUGGAGUCAAUACAAUGUUCAUUCAGCUCCUGAGAACAGUUAAUUCACAGAGAAUGUACAUCUUUUGUAGCUUUUUCUUUCCACAUUUUAUUUUUGUUAGUGUUUCAGGAAAUUCAUCUUCCCCCGACCCCUCAUUUCAUACACUCCAGAUUAGUCCUUUUUAAGAUCUAAAUUUACAUCAAGAAUAUCAACGACUGUCAGCCUUAUGCUCAAGAACACCAAACAAUGUUUUCACAUGCAAGUGGAAUUCCUUCUAACUUGUAUGUUAUACAUUGCUUGAGAAUUACUCAUAUUUAGCAAAGUUGUAUCUGGGUGACUCAGUUAGACGAGAAUACUACAACUGCAAACAGGAGAUGCAAAAGCAUCACCCAGUGCAGUAAUUGUGCAUCAACCUUUUUUCCACAAAGGGAGAAGUAACUUCAGAGCUUAAAAUGAAUAGAGUUCCUGAGCACUUUCUAUUUGUGUGAUUUUGCUCCAGGUUAUGGGGAUACAUUCACCAUCAUAACAUUUAAUGGAUUGGAACUACGAUUUACACUUUCUACAGGAGAACCUCACCACACCUUCCCCCCAGGGUUUUAUCUGCAAAUGUCAAAUCAGGACCUGUGAGAUAGAAAUCAAAAGAGAAAAUUUUUUAAAAACCGAGCAGGUCAGGUAGUACCUUUAAAAUUCAGCUUGAUUAUUUAAAGUCUGAAACUUUAAAGUAUGGAUUUUCUUUUCAAAGAUGCUGCCCAAUGUGCCUUACAUUGCCAGCAUUUCUAGUUCAGAUUUUUAUCACAUGCAGUUUUUUUUGCCUUUGGAGAGAUUGCAGCUAGGUUGAAGCUGUGUCUGUUUCUAACAAAUUCCAAAUUGCCUAACCAUUUUACUUCCUGCCCUGCUCAGCUCUAGAGAUAAAGGUGAUACAUAUCACAGUACAAGGAACAAAGACCCAAAGCCUUCCUGAGUUAUUAUCAUUCCCAUUCUGAUAUGUCUCCUCCACUGUCAGGAUUAGGCCACGCUUAGGUUAGAGGAACAACACCUUGUAUUCCAUCUGUGUAGCCAUCAACCUGAUGGCAUGAACAUCAAUUUCUCAAACUUCCAGUAAUGCCUCCACCACCUCUCUCCCCCUCCACCAUUUCCGAUCCCCUUGUCCCUCUCUCAUAUUAACUCUUGUCUAGCCAUCACCUUCCUCUGGUGCUCCCCCCCACCCUUUCUUUUCUUCCAUGGCCUUCUGUCUCUUUCACCAAUCAACUUUCUAGCUCUUUGCUUCAUCUCUCCCCUUCCAAGUUUCACCUAUCAGCUGGUGCUUCUUUCUCUCUCCACUCACCUUUCAAAUUUACUCCUCAGCUUUUUUUCCUCCAGUCCUGCGAAGGGUUUCGGCCCGAAAUGUCGUCUGUACUUUUUCCCAUAGAUGCUGCCUGGCCUGCUGAGUUCCUCCAGCAUUUUGUGUGUGUUGCUCAGAUUUCCAGCAUCUACAGACUUCCUCUUGUUUGAGAUUUAAUACCCUGGUCUCUACUUUUGUACCAUUGUGGAUAAUUGGUAUCCAGGGCUUGAACUUGUUUGUGAGCUUGCAUGUGGUGCUGACUGACAAGUGCAGUCUAUGGUCAGAGGAGCUUCUAUGGUUUCUCACCGUCUUUUAAUCCUGACAAUGCUUUUACUUCUCUGGGACUGGUGUGAAAUGAAAAUGGGGAAAUUAAAGAAAUACUGACCCUGUUACAUUAAUACAUUUAUGCACGGGGUUACUUGGGCCAUUGUGACGAUGCUGGUCAAAGGUUUACCCUAGCACAAUCGCACUUUGAGUUCUUAGUCUGGAACCCUGAUUAUUUGGACACUCCAAUUAGGACAAGUGCUGUCCAGUACUUUUUAAAUGGAGGGAGAGUUUCUCCCUUGCCUAUCAUUCUGAGUAGUGAGUUCUCCUCACUAAAUCCCCAAAACAGCACAUUGAUAAAAAACCUCUUUCCCAUAGUUCUAACCAGCUAUUAUAAAUCUAUGCCUCCCAGCUCUGCUCUAGCUUACAAUUUCUCCUUGAUCUUCUCCAAUCCAAAGCAAACACUCUCUCUCCAUAGCCAGAGUUUACAGCUCAGCCAGUUUCAUCUGCAACUCUCAGUGCUAUCACUAUCCUGUGACCAAACUAUACACUUCUCCAUUUUCAAGCACUUUCUUCAAACAGUUUGCAUGUAAAAUCAGCAGAUUUCAAUUUGUUGGAAUUCUGGCCAUUUGUUCAAUUUUUUAUGCUUACUUUAGUAAUAUAUGGCCCUUUGUAUCAUCACAAAGCUAGAAAUAUAGUAUUCUAUUCCAUCAAUUGAGUUUUGUUAAUAAAUGUUAGUAGUUAUAGCUGUAUCACAGAUACUUGGGGAGACCACAGGUCACAUCUUGAUGCACCAACAAUAACUCUAGGAGACUGGAAGUGAACGAUAGGCUUUUAUUAACAGCGAAAAGGGAGCACAACAUCUCGAAGACUGAGGGAGGAGCAGUGCCCCAAUUGCCUUUAUACAGAGGGUCUGUGGGAGGAGCCACAGGAGCAGUCAGCAGAGGGGCGUGUCCAGACAGGUAUACAUAGUUUACCACGCAUCUAUGCAGUGAGCACCUACCUACUUCGACUCCUACAACAUAGUCAGUAAACUCCUCAAGCUUCAAUUUGUGCCAGCUGUUCAACUGUUUAGAUUGAUAAUAUUAGAUGGUACACUGCUAUUUUAGUUACAUCAGACAUAACCUGCAUGUUUUAACUUUAAAGUUCCAAGUCAAUUUAUUAUCAAAGUACAUAAUCACCAUAUACAACCCUGAAAUUCAUUUUCUUGCAGGCAUACUCAAACCAUAAUAGAAUCAGUGGAAGACUACACCAGAAGGGUGAUAACCAGUGUGCAAAAGACAACAAAUUGUGCAAGAACAAAAAGAAAGCAAAUAAGAAAUAGUAAUAAUAAUAAAUAAGCAAUAGAUAUCAAGAACAUGAGAUGAAGAAUACUUGAAAGUGAGUCCAUAGGCUGUAGGAACAGUUUGGUGAUGGGACGAGUGAAGUUAUCCCCUCCGGUUCAAGAGUCUGAUGGUUGAGGGGUAAGAAUUGUUCUUGAACCUGCUGGAGUGAAUUCUGAGGCUCCUGUACCUUCUUCCUGAUGACAGCAGCGAGAAGAGAACAUUAUCUGGGUGGUGGGGGCACCUGAUGAUGGAUGCUGCUUUUCUGUGACAACACUCUGUUCCAUACUAUCUCUCUGAUCAACUAAAAAUGUCUUGAGUCACUUUUCUUAAUUACAGCCACCCAGCAAUUUUCUGACUGCUCUAUAAUUACCUUGUCUGCCUCUCACUUUUCUUGAAAUAGCAGAGUCAUAUACGCAAUUUUCUACUCUAAGUGAACGAUUCCUAAACUGGGAAAACUUUGAAAGAACAAGCGACGCACACAAAAUGCUGGUGGAACACAGCAGUCCAGUCAGCAUCAGGACUGACGAAGGGUCUUGGCCCGAAACGUCGACAGUGCUUCUUCUUGUAGAUACUGCCUGGCCUGCUGUGUUCCACCAGCAUUUUGUGUGUGUUGCUUGAAUUUCCAGCAUCUGCAGAUUUCCUCGUGUGAACUUUGAAAGAGUAGUGACUUAUGUUAUACAACUAUUUCAUGUAAAGAUUUUCUACUUUUAUGGAUUCCAACCACCAGAGGAAAUAAUUUCAAUAAUGCUAUCAAAUUUCUAACAUUCUCAUCACCUCAGGAAUAUGCGAAACCCGUGUAACUGAUUUUCAGAAUUGAUUCCACUGCCGAAACCCUGGGAUACAGUGAAUACUGCUGAAUACACUUUCCGCAGGGGCCUUAUUUUCACCCCAGUAUUCAAAGCUCAGAACUCAAUUUUCCAACUUGAUCCAAAUGGGACUCAAAGAAAACUUACUCCCUGUUCAAGUCCAAGAAGCAUUUAAGGUUUUUUAAUCUUUUUGAUGAGUCUUUGACUUCAAAGCACCCCAAAGGCAACCCCUUGAAAAUGUAGUAAUUACUUAGUGUUUCAUGUCACCCAAUGAAGGUGGUAUCUGCUUCAGGAUCUUUCAUCAUAAUAUCCAUUUAAUAAUUUAGAGACUUUAAUUCACCAUGACACAUUUCCUUAAAAAUCCAACCUUUGAUAUUUUACUAAUCAGUUUCACUUUUAAACUUAGAAAUUGACUCACCAGAAUUGUGGUGAAACUGCUUUUUUUUUGGGUACAAGUUAUAUACUGGGGUUAGGAAGGUUCUUUAUCAAAUUUGUUUUUAUGUAGAAUUUUUGCUCUUGGUAAACACUGAAAAAGUUUAUUUGCUUUAAAGGUACAAAUGAUUUUUCUGUAUGCAUUCAAACAACAGUGUGUUCAGGUGUUGAAAGAGACAGAACCCUGUGUUUCGUCUGUGGUGGUAUUUUCAUUAAAUAUUUGGGUUUUUGUAAA